UAUGGAACCUACAGUAAAUUAAUUCUAAGUGAAUCCAGAAGAUUCAAAAGAAAAAGAGUCUGCUUAAAUCUCUAACAUUGUUGUAUUUGAAACAAUCGGCACUUUGUUAGUUAUUUAUGGAGCAUUAGCUGCUGAGUAAAUUAAAUAAUUAUAAUUUAUGUAGAAAUAAUUUUGGAUUAUCUCUUGUCUAUUUUAUAAGUCUAAUAUUGUUUGGUCGUUUAAGUGGAGGUUAUUUCAAUCCAAUUUGCACAUUAAUUGGAUUUAUAGAUGGAGCUAUAAAUAAAAAAAAGACACUUACCUUUGUUGGCUCUUAAAUAUUAGCAAGUUUAAUUGCUGGAAUGUUUAUAAUGCCUUUAUUUGCAAAUAGUUCUAAUUUACCUUAUUAUGAAUCGUAAAUCAAUAUAAUCAUUUUAGACUACCAACUCAUUAAGUUUUAGGAACUUUAAUGUCUGAGAUUGCUGGUUCAGUUAUUUUCUUUACAUUUGUGUAAAUUCAAACAGCAGAAAACACAAAAAUUACUACAACAUAAGUUUAAUCAGCAGCAUUUAUUAGCAUUAUUUAUUUUGUAGCCAGAUAGUAAAUUAUAAAUAUUAUUAUAGGUAUACUGCAACUAUGGGUAAUAGUCUAUUCAAUCCAGCAGCUGCAUUUGGGUAAGAUUUUUAAUAAAAAUAGACUUUAAUUGUUUUAUGGAAUAUAUUAUGGAAGAUGGAAUUAGAUGAUAAACUUAUUAAUGUUUGUUAUGGGACCAUGGAUAGGUGCUCUUUUGGCAAUAACAUUUUAUUGGAAGAUUUAUACUCCAACAUUAGUAAGUAAAUCUUUAAAUUGAG
Paramecium pentaurelia is the source of this 827-nucleotide messenger RNA. The record is from the annotation of a GenBank genome assembly. NCBI's taxonomy places the organism in Eukaryota, Ciliophora, Oligohymenophorea, Peniculida, Parameciidae.